CGCACAUCAAUGGUUAAACCGGUUCACCAAUCACACAUAUUUACCGGUUUAAUUUCGGCCGACAGCUGUUUAUUUUUCUUAAAGCGUUAUCAAAAAGGGUUUUUAUUGAUGUUAUAAUAUGAAUAUCCAACCGUAAUUUACCACGUAUCACUUUCAAUAUUUAUCACGCAUAGCUGUAAAUUGUCAGCGUCCGCCAUGAGUGACCAAAAAACAGUAAAUUUGCUGUGGAACUGUGCCUCCAAGCUGACCGACCAAACCCACACAGAACGGAUCCUCAAAUCCUAUUACAUAACCACCUGUAGGAAGCUGGCCCGGCACAAUGUCCAGUUGCCCGAGGAGAGCUUUGGACCCGCACGCAUGUGCUCCCGCUGCGGGAACCAGUGGACAGGUGGCCGCUACCAGCUCCACCUCCAGCCACAAGAACUGAUGCAGAGUGCUAAGAACCGGAGACUGAUCACCAAGCUGGAAGCCGUGAAGGGCAAGAUGGCAAAGGGCGAGAUGAACAGCGGGGCCAGGAAACGGGCCAAGUGGCUCAAGAAGCGUAUGGCCAGUAACAUGGCCGUGGACUGCGAUGUUUGCCAUCACAAGACAAUGUUGGCUCUGGAGAAGAGCCGAAAGCGCGCCAAAGUAAAAGCCACGGAGGAGACAAUGGUAGUCACACAACCUGCGCCAGCGGGCCAAAACAAAAAGAAGGCCAAAACGAAGAAGUCUCAGGCGCCGAAUAAAGAUAUCAAUGCAGGCCUGAAAAUGCAGCAAAAAGCGCCUCAGCGACAGCAGCAGCCUUCGAAAUCGCCAGCUCCAUCCAAAAACGCGUCCCAACCAGUCGGCAUAGCUUCCCAAAACCCAAGUCAGACAUCGAAGAAGAAAAAGAAGAAGCCUGCCCAGCCAGCGCCCACCGCACCAAAAACGCAGUCCAAAACCCAGAAGCAGAACGUACUGCUGCAAAUAGCUGCCCAGCUGAAGUCGAACGCGUUUAAAGACGCCAGCAAAACGCAGCAGAAUCGCCUCCAAGCGUUCCUCAAGUAGCGGCCAGAAGACAGCUCCGGCCAUGCAUUAAAGUACAAAGAAUGAAAAUACUUGUUGUGGCACAUAAUUAAGCGUUAGCACAAUACUAGAAUCAGACUCUUUGUGCCGCUUGAUAAAGCCAGCCGAGGUGGGAACCUGUUAUCCACUCGCCCGGUCUUCUGGGUCGAAUCACGCAACGGCUAUGCACUUAUCACUGCUGCCGGAGACAAGUCCAGGCGGGGGGACCCAAGGUUGUCCAGAUAUUGCGCAGCCAACCUGGUCAGCAUGCUUAAUUUAUUUCUCGGAGCGCAACGUUUAAUUAAAAUUGAGUUGUUUGCCUCAGCAUCCCAUGAACGCGUCCUUCAAAACUGCUGCCCAAAAAGGGCAGCCGAUCGGCUCUGGACGGGCCGCUUUAUCUGCCGCCGAUUGUGAAGAGCACACGCACAGGAGAAGGCUCCAGACUCGGCUUCGACCCAUGGCCCUCUGCUUACCCCUUUCUGUGCCGAAGACUCGGAUUUCUCGGCAGCUGCGGCAACAACAUCUGCCUGCCACAUUAGAAGAUUUCUGGUUCCACAGACUAGCCACUCGGCACGAACAUCUUGUAUGCAUGCACAUGCAGAAUGAGGAAAAAAAAGUUUACCUUAGGGAAAUAAUGCCAUUUUAAGGACAGUUACUUAAUAUUAAGAAAAUGUGAUAUACAAACAUAAAUUGUAAUAGAGAGUCUUGAAAUUAUAAUACAAAUAUGUACAAUU
Drosophila melanogaster (fruit fly) is the source of this 1757-nucleotide messenger RNA. RefSeq lists its product as uncharacterized. The coding region runs from base 196 to 1026 and encodes 276 amino acids. NCBI's taxonomy places the organism in Eukaryota, Metazoa, Arthropoda, Insecta, Diptera, Drosophilidae. The transcript has 4 exons. The record is from RefSeq and is marked reviewed.